UAUUCCGGACAAUAAUCGUAGGUGUCUGCUGGGACUGGGACUUCCCUGAGACCUGGCACGUGAAGACCUUAGCAUUGUCCGUGGCACACAGCAAAUUCCCUGCUCUUAUUGUUGGGUGGAGAGGAGGAGUCAAGACCACCUCGCCGAGGAGAAGCAAACCUGGGACGGAGCCCUGCGGCACCUCUGCCCGGCUGCGUUUCUCCGCUCCGGCGCCUCUGCCUCCGGGAUCUGAGCGCUUCGGCAGCGCAGCCACUGAGCCCGCGCGCCGCACGCCGCGGUUCCAUGCACACGCCGCUUCCGCCCCCGGCGGCUCGGCUAAUGCCUGUCGUCUUUGGGGUGGCUGGGACCCUCCAAUCUUUAUCGGCGCUGAGAGCCUGGCCGCGGAGACUGCCCCCCGGGGUUUGCUGAGAUCCGGAGAAGCUGGAGCAGCCGGGCAGCCAGCAGCAGCGGCGGCGGGCUGGGUGCAUGGGGCCGGGGGGCAGCCCGGAGCCGCCGAGGGUUCCGCAGGGCGCAUCAGGACUCGGGGGCGCGGCGGGCGGCCGCCUGCACCUGGCCCGGGAGGGGCGGGGAGGACGCGCUCGGGUGGCCGUGCAGGGCCCGCCCCGGCUCCGCCCUCCAGGACAUCCCGUCCGAAAACCCGUGAGCAGCACGGCCGCGCGGCUGCGGCUCUGCCUGGGCGCGACAGGAUGUGGUUAGUACCUUGAGGAACUGCAGGCACCAGAGAGAAAGCCUUCGACAGCCAGGUUGGAUCAAGAGAGCAGAUGCCUGGGAAGCACUCAAUUUAACCCCAAGUCUCUCCGGGGGGAAAAAGGAACAAAGGGAAGCCACGCCGCAAGGGACUGCAAAGCAAUGCCACGAGGAGGGAGUUGGCGUGACCUGGGUGAUUCUGAGUGAGUCAGUCAGGGAGGCUUUCCUAGAGGAGGCCGAGGCCCCAGGGUGUGGCCACCACGACACAUCGAGCUGUUUCCAGGGCCGGGCCCAGCACUCGAAGCUGACCCAGCCGAGGUCCCCAUUGGUUCCGCCAGGAUGAGGCUGUUGCGCAGGCGCCACGUGGCCGCGCGCCUGGCCGUGGUGGGCAGCGCCUUCGCACUCUUCCUCUUCAUCCUGCAGAGGGACGUAAGCGGCAGGGAGCAGGCCACAGAGAAACCGUGGCUGAAGUCCUUGGUGAGCCAGAAGGACCACGUCCUGGACCUCAUGCUGGGGGCCGUGCACAACCUUAGGGAUUCGAUGCCCAAGUUCCAGAUCAGGGCUCCGGAGCCCCAGCAGACACUGGCCUCCACAAACCAGUCCUGCCUCCCCGGGUUCUACACCCCAGCUGAGCUGAAGCCCUUCUGGGAACGGCCACCACAGGACCCCAACGGCCCUGGGGCAGACGGGAAAGCAUUUCAGAAGAAAGAGUGGACGCCUCAGGAGACCCAGGAGAAGAAUGAGGGCUACAGGAAGCACUGCUUCAAUGCCUUUGCCAGUGACCGCAUCUCCCUGCAGAGGGCCCUGGGGCCGGACACCCGACCCCCCGAAUGUGUCGACCAGAAGUUCCGGCGCUGCCCGCCUCUGCCUGCCACCAGUGUCAUCAUUGUGUUCCACAACGAGGCCUGGUCCACGCUGCUGCGCACAGUGUACAGUGUCCUGCACACCACCCCUGCCAUCCUGCUGAAGGAGAUCAUUCUGGUGGACGAUGCCAGCACAGACGAGUACCUGAAGGAGCCGCUGGAGCGGUACGUGAAGCAGCUGCAGGUGGUGAAGGUGGUGCGGCAGGAGGAGCGGAAGGGGCUGAUCACCGCCCGGCUGCUGGGAGCCAGGGUAGCCCAGGCGGAGGUGCUCACAUUCCUGGAUGCCCACUGUGAGUGCUUCCAUGGCUGGCUGGAGCCCCUCCUGGCUCGCAUCGCCGAGGACAAGACGGUGGUGGUGAGCCCAAACAUUGUCACCAUCGACCUGAACACUUUUGAGUUCUCCAAGCCUGUCCAGAGGGGCCGAGUCCAGAGUCGUGGCAACUUUGACUGGAGCCUGACCUUCGGCUGGGAAGCUCUACCUCCGCGUGAGAAGCAGAGGCGCAAGGAUGAGACCUACCCCAUCAAAUCCCCGACGUUUGCUGGUGGCCUCUUCUCCAUCUCCAAGUCCUACUUUGAGCACAUCGGUACCUAUGAUAAUCAGAUGGAGAUCUGGGGAGGGGAGAACGUGGAAAUGUCCUUCCGGGUGUGGCAGUGCGGGGGCCAGCUGGAAAUCAUCCCCUGCUCUGUGGUCGGCCACGUCUUCCGUACCAAGAGCCCCCACACCUUCCCCAAGGGCAUCAAUGUCAUUGCUCGCAACCAGGUGCGCCUGGCUGAGGUCUGGAUGGAUAACUACAAGGAGAUUUUCUAUAGAAGGAAUCUGCAGGCAGCAAAGAUGGCCCAAGAGAAAUCCUUCGGUGACAUUUCGGAACGACUGCAGCUGAGGGAACGACUAAACUGUCACAACUUUUCCUGGUUCCUGCACAAUGUUUACCCAGAGAUGUUUAUUCCUGACCUGAAGCCCACCUUCUAUGGAGCUCUCAAGAACCUCGGCAUGGAUCAUUGCCUGGAUGUGGGAGAGAACAACAAUGGAGGAAAGCCGCUCAUCACGUACGCCUGCCACGGCCUUGGCGGCAACCAGUACUUUGAGUACACAACCCAGAGGGACCUUCGCCACAACAUCGCAAAGCAGCUGUGUCUACAUGCCAGUGCCGGCACCUUGGGCCUUAGGAGCUGCCACUUCACUGGCAAGAAUAGCCAAGUGCCCAAGGAUGAGGAAUGGGAAUUCACCCGGGAUCAACUCGUCAGGAACUCAGGAUCUGGUACCUGCCUGACAGCCAAGGACAAAAAGCCAGUCAUGGCCACCUGCAACCCCAGUGAUCCCCACCAGCACUGGCUCUUCCUCUAGGCUGCAGCUCGUCUCCUGUGGGAGAUCCCACAAGCCUCUCGGGAGACAGGAUUUGGGGGAGCCUGAUGUUUGAGAACCUAAUCAUCAGCUUCCCUGUCAACCUUAAAGAUGGAUCUCAAACCCAACGGAAGCCGAGGCAGAACCUUCCUACUCCUUGCAACAGCAUUGGGCCCAUUCUCUUUCCUCCACAUUGGCGGAAGAGACCGUUAGAACACAUUACACGUGGCCUAGAGCUUUCCUUCUGCCUCAGGAACAGACUUCCGGAGCAGCCGGGGUGGGCCCGGGGCAGCAGUGCUGAAUUCAAGGAAAGUACCUCUGCAGGCACGUCUUGAAUCCCUGGUCAUCUAGAACCCCCGCAGAAUCCAGUGAACUAGUAUAUUCUGUCAGACGGGUUAGAGGUCUAUGAGCCUCCCUUGGUAUUAUUACCUGAAGCACCUUGACAGGAAUCCUUUGUCUUAUUUCAUCCGCAUAGUAGUCCUGUGAGAAAGACAGGAACCACGGUGGCCAUUUCAUAGACAAGAAAGCUGAGGCAGAGAGAAAUAAAGGAGCUGGUCUGUAUCCCACAGCUAGUGGAUGGCUGGAGCCAAGACUGAGGCUCAAACUUGAACCCUGAACCCGUGCUCCUCCCACCACACCACAAGAACACUAGGCAACUAGCCAUCAGCUCCCCAUCUCUCUUCCUUCUAGUCUGAUCAUUUCUGGCUGGCUUGUCUCCAUAAAGCCUAGACCACGGGAGCCAGAUAGCCGUGAGGGAGACCACAUUUGGGAAUCCCGGAUGUUCGUUUUGAAAGAAAGCUUGUGGAGCCAGUGAUUCUCAGGGAUUUAAGUCCCAGAACCUUUUUUCAGUGCUCCAUAUGUAAUGUAGUUCAAAAGCAAAACAGCCAUGGAUGAACACGCGCGUGGGUGAGGGCAGUGCCUACCAGCCCCUGAACUUCUAAAGGUCUGCAAGCACAAUUUGAAAAUCAUUGUUUUUAGUCCAACCCUAUCAUUUUCAUGUUAUGAAACCGAGGCCAGAUAAGUGAAGUCAUUUGCCUAAGGCCACACAACCAGGUAUUGGCAGCCUUGAGGCUAGGACCCAGAUAAGGCUAAGGAGAGCCCUGGGAAGUCUGAGGAAGCGGGGACAGCCGGUAGAGCGUGACUGCAUCGCUGGCCUUGUCUGCUGUUCUCUCGUGAACUCCCCACGUGGAGCAGAGCUGCCGUGCGUGUCGGCCCUUCUCCAAGCAAGUUGGACCCUACCAUGCGUGGCUGCUUUGCCUGAAGCAGACAGCCCAGCUUGCCCAGAGGAGAACUCAUUCCUUCCAGGAGGGCUUCAUACUUUGAGUAGCAGGCUGUCAUCUUGGGCAUCACCACAUGAGGGUGCCGUGGGACCAUCAGCUGCGUCUCUUUCCCACGCAGCUCCACGCCGUAGACGUCUCCGAGGUCCCAAGGGGUAGCCCAGCCAAAGGGAGAGGAGGUCAGCCAGGAUGUGUCCUGGAGUGGAGAAAGGGAAAGGUUCUUUCCCAGAGAGAGAAGAGAAUUGUACAUGAGAUCCCAGUGAAAAUAAAGGUUUUAUGGCAUUGGUAAAGGAA
Hippopotamus amphibius kiboko is the source of this 4463-nucleotide messenger RNA. RefSeq names its product polypeptide N-acetylgalactosaminyltransferase 6 (gene GALNT6). The coding region runs from base 1027 to 2895 and encodes 622 amino acids. Lineage: Eukaryota; Metazoa; Chordata; Mammalia; Artiodactyla; Hippopotamidae. The record is from RefSeq and is a predicted model, not a curated record. The transcript is spliced from 12 exons. Gene Ontology annotation, cellular component: Golgi apparatus.